This is a messenger RNA of Apus apus (common swift), 1850 nucleotides long. It is a transcript of the gene INTS15, whose product is annotated as integrator complex subunit 15. Lineage: Eukaryota; Metazoa; Chordata; Aves; Apodiformes; Apodidae. The record is from RefSeq and is a predicted model, not a curated record. The coding region runs from base 103 to 1449 and encodes 448 amino acids. The transcript has 6 exons.
AGGCCGCGCCGAGCGGGCCGGGCCGCGCCGCGCCGGGGGAACCGGGCACCGGGAGGCCGGGAACGGGGCACCGGGGCGGCCUUUCCGGGUCAGCUCGGAGCUAUGAACGACAUCCGGCACUCGCUGCUGCGGCGGGACGCGCUGAGCGCCGCCAAGGAGGUGCUGUACCACCUGGACAUCUACUUCAGCAGCCAGCUGCAGAGCGCCCCGCUGCCCCUCGUCGACAAGGGCCCCACCGAGCUCCUGGAGGAGUUCCUCUUCCAGGUCCCCAAGGAGCGCGGCGCGCCCCCCAAGAGGCUGAAUUCACUUCAGGAGCUCCAGCUCCUUGAGAUCAUGUGCAACUACUUCCAAGAGCAGACCAAGGACUCAGUCCGGCAGAUCAUCUUCUCCUCUCUCUUCAGCCCCCAAGGAAACAAAGCUGAUGACAGCAGGAUGGCUCUGCUGGGGAAGCUGGUUUCCAUGGCAGUGGCUGUGUGCAGGGUUCCUGUUCUGGAGUGUGCUGCUUUCUGGCUGCAGCGCACCCCCGCCGUGUACUGCGUGCGGCUGGCCCGAGCCCUGGUGGAUGACUACUGCAACCUAGUGCCUGGCUCCAUCCAGACCCUGAAGCAGAUCUUCAGUGCCAGCCCUCGCUUCUGCUGCCAGUUCAUCACCUCUGUCACAGCCCUCUACGACCUCUCCUCGGAUGACCUCAUCCCUCCCUCGGAUCUGCUGGACUUGAUUGUCUCCUGGAUCUUUGAAGACCCCCGUUUGAUCCUCAUCACCUUCCUCAACACUCCCAUUGCAGCCAACCUGCCAAUAGGGUUUUUGGAGCUCACCCCACUGACCGGACUGAUCCGCUGGUGUGUGAAGGCCCCCCUGGCUUAUAAAAGGAAGAAGAAAGCUUCUCUCUCCAAUGGACACCCCCCCAACAAAAUUGCCAAGGACUCAGCUUCAGGAGAAGACCGAGAUUGUCACCAGCUGUAUUCCAAACUGCAUCUCAGUGUCCUGCAGGUUCUGAUGAUGCUUCAGGGGCAUCUAACGGAGAAGAACCUUUAUGGGCGCCUGGGGCUUAUUCCCUUUGACCACGUGGUUCCCCUCGUUGAGGAAAUUAACAGACUGUCUGAUGAACUCAAUCCUCUCAAUGCAUCCAAAGAGAUUGAACUGGCUCUAGACAGGCUGGCUCAGGCUCUGCAAGUGGCCAUGGCAUCAGGAGCCCUCCUGUGCACCAGAGAUGACUUGAGAACUGUGUGCUCCAGGCUGCCACAUAACAACCUGCUCCAGCUGGUGAUCUCAGGCCCAGUGCAGCAGCCAGCCCAUGGCACUCUGCCACCAGGAUUCUAUCCCCACAUCCACACUCCUCCCCUGGGCUACGCCGCGCACCCGGCGCUCCCGGCGCAUCCCGCGCUCCCGGCUCAUCCCGUGCAAACAUUCAUACCAGGAAUGACAUUCCCAUACCGACCUAUCCGCUGAAAUGCCAAGAACUGUGGAGCCUCCUCCCUUCCCCUUAGUUUCAGGAAACCUUGGAGUUGGAACCAAAUGUCUGGGGAGCCACUUUGUCCUCUUUGGUGUGAAGCUGAGCGACGCGGGCGGGAGCGGGAAGGACGCCCUGGAGCUGGUUGGAUCAGGAGAUCCAUCAGGAUCCAGCAGAUCAGCAGGACUAAAAGGAAAGGGUGGGAAAGGGACUGAAGAAAGGGGUGAGAAAUUCAGCAGAAACCCCAAACCAGCGUGUGGAAUUUAUAUAUAUAUUUUUUUUAAACCCACAUUGUUCCCUAUAAUCCCCCAGGGUGUGAGACCUGCUCGGCCGUGGUUUGAUCUGGUUGUGGCAGUUGUGCCAGACAGAGGUUUUUCCAAGAGGAUUUUUUCCAAGCUCA